AUUUACAACCAAACCAUAAUUGGCAGUUCCCCUUCUCCAGCUGGACCACCUCUGCUGACGUAAGCCUCCGGCGCUAACUUGAGCUCCCGUGUGCAGUUAACCUAUACCCCAUCACCAUCCACCAUGCCGGGCGCCCUCAAGCUCACCAAUUUCACUAUCGUUCACGCUCGUAAACCCUACAGAUUGCUCAACAAUUUCUCCUCCACAUCCUCCACCACCGCCACCGUCGAUUCGAGGCCAAUUCCCCGGCUCAAGUACUUCGCCGGGUUCUGGUGUAGGACAACCCUAUGCGCAUCCGCCUCGAACGUUGAUAUUGCCUCCCACUUUUUCCGUAGCGGGAAAAACGGGCGGAAUCUUCACUUCUACACCUCCGAUUGUAGGAACAAAGGGCAAGUCGUUCAUUUACAGCGCAGCACAAACGGUGAUUUCGGAACUCAAAUGGGUGCCACUGUCAAUGGCAGGGUCGACAGCCAAUGCAACGAACCUGAUGUGUUGCAGCCGCCGCAAAAGGACGGAGAGAAACGGCCGGCGGAGCCGUCUAAAUUGCUCACAUUGCCUACGAUCCUGACAAUUGGCCGUGUUGUCGCCGUCCCGCUUCUCGUCAGCACUUUUUAUGUUGAGAGCUGGUGGGGACCUGCUGCUACAACGGGAAUCUUCAUUGCAGCUGCCAUUACAGAUUGGCUCGACGGUUACCUUGCUCGAAAGAUGAAAUUGGGUACUCAAUUUGGUGCAUUUUUGGAUCCGGUGGCUGAUAAGCUUAUGGUAGCUGCCACCUUGAUCUUGUUGUGUACCAGACCAUUUGAAGCUGGUAUGUUUGGACAAGCGCCAUGGCUGUUGACUGUGCCUGCAAUUGCCAUAAUUGGUAGAGAGAUAACCAUGUCUGCGGUCAGGGAGUGGGCUGCUUCCCAAGACAGAAAGCUUUUAGAGGCUGUUGCAGUUAAUAAUCUAGGGAAAUGGAAAACUGCCACACAGAUGACUGCAUUGACCAUGCUUUUGGCUGCCAGAGAUGGAAGUCUUGUAGGUUCAGGAGCUCUUGUAUCUUCUGGGGUAGUGUUGCUCUACAUAUCAUCAUGGCUCUCCUUAUGGUCAUUGCUUGUGUAUAUGAGGAAGAUAUGGAAAGUGCUGCUGCUGUAGUAACAUCGACCAUCAGUUGUAUUUCUUGAUUCAUAUCUGUUAGAGCUGAGAUUGGCAUCAUCCUUUUCUACACGGUGACAGUACUCUCUAGACACGGAUGAGGAGACACUGCACAUAUUGGUGAUUCUUCAGCUACACUUGAGUUCGAUCCUGUGAAAGUUCUAUGGUCCAGGAAUGCAAGAAAAGAUAUUGGCUGAACAUAUUGCAGCCUUCUAGCAUUUGUUUUACUGACUAAUAAAUCAUCAACCAGCAUGUGGGGGUCCCAAGUUUUCCAUCCUCCGGAAAUUUGUUGGGGCUAAACUCGGUCUAGAUGCUGCUCACUAAUGGUUCCUUUGGGUAUCAUGAUGAUUUUGGCAGUCCUUAACUACACUUGUAGCAUAAACAGUCUGGAACUUGUGUGCCUGAAUUUUAUGCAAGCAGCUAAAAAUUUAUUUUUGCACACAUGUGGCUCUCUGGUUGACUGUUCAAGCUAGAAUCAUCAGUCAUUGGUUUUUGAAGAUUUGUAAAAAAGAAAAGCACGGCCACAUUUUUCUGUUGAUUAAUAUGUUGUAAAAAACGUCAUGUAAUAU
Molecule: messenger RNA, 1703 nt
Organism: Sesamum indicum (sesame)
Lineage: Eukaryota; Viridiplantae; Streptophyta; Magnoliopsida; Lamiales; Pedaliaceae
Product: CDP-diacylglycerol--glycerol-3-phosphate 3-phosphatidyltransferase 2
Biological process (GO): glycerophospholipid biosynthetic process
Cellular component (GO): chloroplast envelope; membrane
Molecular function (GO): CDP-diacylglycerol-glycerol-3-phosphate 3-phosphatidyltransferase activity
Source: RefSeq, a predicted model, not a curated record